This is a messenger RNA of Lolium rigidum, 1434 nucleotides long. RefSeq names its product lipoyl synthase 2, chloroplastic-like. Gene Ontology annotation, cellular component: mitochondrion; chloroplast. The transcript is spliced from 7 exons. The annotation marks the transcript as partial. Gene Ontology annotation, biological process: lipoate biosynthetic process. Lineage: Eukaryota; Viridiplantae; Streptophyta; Magnoliopsida; Poales; Poaceae. Gene Ontology annotation, molecular function: 4 iron, 4 sulfur cluster binding; lipoate synthase activity. The record is from RefSeq and is a predicted model, not a curated record.
UCCGCCCGCGCGCCCGCGACAAUGCAGAGCUCGCUCGCUCGGCCUCCGCCGGCCCUGGCGGCCUCCGCCAGCGUGGGAUUUCUCGCUCGGCCCAGGCCGGCGUCGGUGGUGCGAUGCCACGGGGAGCCUUCGGCGGCGGCAGCGGCGUCCUCGACGUCGGGGUGGGCCCCGCCGACGCCGUUCACGGGGAGGGACCCGGACCUGAAGAAGCCGGCGUGGCUGCGGCAGCGGGCGGCGCAGGGGGACAAGUACGCCAGGCUCAGGGAGUCGCUCGGGGACCUCAAGCUCAACACCGUCUGCGUCGAGGCCCAGUGCCCCAACAUCGGAGAGUGCUGGAACGGGGGCGGCGGGGCGGGCGGGGAAGGGGACGGCAUCGCCACGGCGACGAUCAUGCUCCUCGGCGAUACCUGCACCCGGGGCUGCCGAUUCUGCGCCGUCAAGACUAGCAACAAGCCUCCGCCGCCGGACGCCCUCGAACCUCUGAAGACGGCCGUGGCGGUCGCAAGUUGGGGGGUGGACUAUGUUGUGCUGACAAGCGUCGACAGGGAUGACAUCCCUGAUGGUGGAAGUGGUCAUUUUGCUGAAACUGUGAGAGCUCUAAAGGAGCUCAAGCCUGGGAUAUUGGUGGAGUGCCUGACAUCAGAUUUUCGAGGUGACCUGGAGGCAGUUGCGUCUUUGGCAAACUCUGGUCUAGACGUGUAUGCGCACAACAUCGAAACCGUGAGGAGUAUGCAGAAAGUAGUUAGAGAUCCACGAGCAGGAUAUGAUCAGAGCUUGUCAGUACUGAAACAUGCGAAAGCUUCCAAAAAGGGCAUGGUAACGAAGUCCUCGAUCAUGCUUGGUCUAGGUGAGACAGACGAGGAGAUAAAGCAAACCAUGGCUGACUUGAGGGCCAUUGAUGUUGAUAUUCUGACCUUGGGCCAAUAUUUACAGCCAACAGAAAGACAUUUGAGAGUAAGAGAAUACGUGACUCCUGAGAAGUUUGAUUUCUGGAAGAAGUAUGGAGAAUCUUUAGGAUUUGUGUAUGUUGCUAGUGGACCUCUGGUCCGGUCCUCAUACCGAGCAGGGGAGAUAUUCGUCCAAAAUUUUGUCAGACAGAAAAAGGCUGAGCUUGUAUCUGCUGCAUCUUAAUCUGUCUCCAGCCAAUUCUAUCCUGUGUCAAAGUUUUACACGGGAGGGGUUAAUUUUGAGACCGCAUCAGAGCUACUAUACACCAUUUGCACUUACCAGUUUUAUGAUUGCUUUCACUUGAUAGUUCGAUCAUGCCAUAGUUUUUCUUACCACUCUGGUGUACCAUUUUUUGUUUGUUUGACUCACUUGCUUAGACUGAUAGGUGUCUGCGCCUGUAUGGGAGUAUAGAUAUCUGCACUUCAUUUAUUGUAUGUAAUGCUUGGUGUAUGAUUUAUAAUGAAACAAUAAAGUGCUGCUUUUUUU